AUGAGCGCUCUCGCCGCCGCCCGUUAUGGCAAGGACAAUGUCCGCGUGUACAAGGUGCACCGCGAUGAGAAGACUGGUACCCAGACCGUGGUCGAGAUGACCGUCUGCGUCCUGCUGGAGGGCGAGAUUGAGACCUCCUACACCAAGGCCGACAACAGUGUCGUCGUGGCCACUGACUCUAUCAAAAACACUAUCUACAUCACCGCGAAGCAGCAGCCCGUCACUCCCCCGGAGCUGUUCGGCUCCAUCCUCGGCACGCACUUCAUCGAGAAGUACCGCCACAUUCACGCCGCGCACGUUAACAUCGUCACGCACCGCUGGGUGCGCAUGAAUGUCGAUGGCAAGCCUCACCCCCACUCUUUCGUCAAGGAGGGCGGCGAGACCCGCAACGUCCAGGUUGACGUCUACGAGGGCAAGGGCAUCGACAUCCAGUCCUCCAUCAAGGGCCUAACUGUCCUGAAGAGUACUGGCUCCCAGUUCUGGGGCUUCCUUCGCGACGAGUACACCACCCUCAAGGAGACCUGGGAUCGUAUCCUGAGCACUGAUGUCUCCGCCGAUUGGCAGUGGCGCCGCUUCAGUGGCCUGAACGAGGUCAAGUCCAACGCCCACAAGUUCAACAACGCCUUCGAUGUUGCCCGCAACACCACUCUCAAGAUCUUCGCCGAGGACAACAGCGCCAGUGUCCAGGCCACCAUGUACAAGAUGGGCGAGAUCAUCCUCGCCGCUGAGCCUCUGCUCGAGACCGUUGACUAUGCUCUGCCCAACAACCACUACUUCGAGAUUGAUCUCAGCUGGCACAAGGGUCUCAAGAACACCGGCAAGGACGCCGAAGUGUACGCUCCCCAGUCCAACCCCAAUGGGCUCAUCAAGUGCACCGUCGGUCGUGCCGGCCAGAAGGCCCGCCUGUAA
Molecule: messenger RNA, 909 nt
Organism: Penicillium argentinense
Lineage: Eukaryota; Fungi; Ascomycota; Eurotiomycetes; Eurotiales; Aspergillaceae
Product: urate oxidase
Exons: 3
Coding region: 1-909 (302 amino acids)
Biological process (GO): purine nucleobase catabolic process; urate catabolic process
Cellular component (GO): peroxisome
Molecular function (GO): urate oxidase activity
Source: RefSeq, a predicted model, not a curated record